GUUGGCCACGACCUGGUGGCACUCAGUCGGGAUCGCGAAGCAUCACGAGCAGCAGCAGCAUGGGUCUCUUGGACGUCCUCAGCGCAGUCCUGCGCCCAGGAGAAGCCUCGCCUCCGAGCCUCGUCGUGACGCUGCUCGUACUUGUGUGGCUUGCGAUCUUCGCCCACGUUGCCGUGCGCUUGAGCCUCAUUGGCGUCUACAAGCUGCACUACUUGUGCACGGCGCGCCUGCCUGCCUUGACGUACCAAGGCAACGACAUCAUGCGCCAGCUUGUAGCCGCCUGCCCACGUAUUCGUGCCCCGUACCACCCAACUUGGUACCUCUUCAAUGGACACCUGCAGACGCUCGCGGUGGCGGCCGAGAACGACGAGCCGCGCGUCGAGUACCAGCGCGAGCUCUUUUCACUCUCGGACGGCGGCGUCUUGUCCUUGGACUGGGCUAAAAGCGCUGCGACCGUGCCGGCGGCGUCGUCCACCAACGACCACAACAAGCCAACCGUCCUCAUUCUGCACGGUCUUGCUGGAGGCAGCCACGAGAAAUACGUGCGUAGCGGUGUUGUGGCGCUCAUCCAGAACGGCUGGCGCGUCGUUGUCAUGAACGCCCGCGGCUGUGGCAAGACCAAGCUCGCCACGCCCAAGCUCUUUUGCGCGGGGUACACGCAGGAUGUGCGCGAGGUCGUAGCGUACCUCCGGGAAGCGCACGUCCCGACAAGCGUACUGCUUGGCGUCGGGUACUCGCUCGGUGGCAACAUCUUGACCAAGUUUGUCGGCGAAGAAAGCAAUCGGUGCUUGCUCACGGCGGCAGUCGCGGUCGGCAACCCGUACUGCCUCACGACAUCGAGCCACCACUUGAUGGGUUCGUGGCUCUACCGCCUCACAUACAACAACAUUAUGACCAAGAACCUCAUCGAUGUGGUGUUCCGCCAGACAAAUGCCCACGAAGUGUUUCAGGACCAUCCGAUCGUCGACCUCGACCACCUCCGGACCGCCAAGAACCUGCGCGAGUACGACGACCGCUUUACCCGUCUCGUAUUUGGGUACGAGACCGUCAGCGACUUUUACCGUCAAGCGUCGAGCGUGCAUUACAUCAAGCACAUUGCGAUUCCGACGCUCUUUCUCUCGGCGUACGACGACCCGAUUUGCGUCCAGCACGGUAUUCCGUACGACGACUGCGCCGCCAACCCCAACGUCCUCCUCGCGGUGACCCACGGCGGCGGGCACUUGGGCUUUUACGAAGGCCCGGACCGCACACCGUGGUCGCCUCAAGUCGUGGCCGAGUAUUGCAAUGCCGUGUUUCGUCUCGUGCAAAGCGGUGCGCUUCCUGCGGUCGUCGAACUGAUGACGGCGUCGGACGAUGAGACGGACGACGCAGACCUCGAGAUGGAGAUGGAGGUGGACGAGGCUAGCGCGACGGCCUCGUCAACAUCGACGUCGACGUCCGAGGUGGCGCUCCCCCGCGACGUGCCCACGCGCCAGAAGCUCGUUGAAGACAUUACGGACGUGGUCACAGCGACGCUCGACGACGCGGUCGACACGGUCCUCGAGCACGCGAGCGUAGAUCACGUGGUGUACGCCGGCGCGGCGGCCUUGGGCUUAUACCUCUUUUGGCGGCGCAUGUAAAGUGUUAUGACAAUAUUGGGUUGAGAAGUGUUGCAUCUUAUAAGUUAGCCGCUAUUUAUAGUCCAAUAAUCAUCAAUGUACGCAGAAGCGGCGGUGGAC
Messenger RNA from Saprolegnia diclina VS20, 1718 nucleotides. RefSeq lists its product as hypothetical. The transcript is spliced from 10 exons. Gene Ontology annotation, molecular function: short-chain carboxylesterase activity; monoacylglycerol lipase activity. The record is from RefSeq and is a predicted model, not a curated record. The coding region runs from base 60 to 1619 and encodes 519 amino acids. Lineage: Eukaryota; Oomycota; Saprolegniomycetes; Saprolegniales; Saprolegniaceae.